CCGCGACUGCGCUCUGGGCCCCGCGCGCCCCGCCCCCACCCGGGACCUGCUCCGCGGGGCGUCGCCUCGGACCCCGCGCCCCGCACCCUCGGGGGACCGGCCCCUCGGCUGGGGGCUCCAGGUGCGCUCCGGGGAGGAUGAAGCAGGCGCUGGUGGACGAUACUGAGGACGUGUCCCUGGACUUUGGCAAUGAAGACGAGCUGGCCUUUCGGAAAGCCAAGAUCAGGCACCCACUGGCCACCUUUUUCCAUCUGUUUUUCCGAGUGAGUGCCAUUGUCACGUAUGUGUGCUGUGACUGGUUCAGCAGAAGCUUUGUGGGCUGCUUUGUCACCGUGCUCCUCCUCCUGUCCUUUGACUUCUGGUCUGUGAAGAACGUAACGGGAAGACUCAUGGUGGGCCUUCGUUGGUGGAACCAGAUCGAUGAAGAUGGGAAAAGCCACUGGAUUUUUGAAGCCAGAAAGGCCUCUCCGAAUCACAUUGCCGCCACAGAGGCUGAAGCACGUAUCUUCUGGCUCGGCCUCAUCAUCUGCCCGCUUAUUUGGAUCGUGUUCCUCUUCAGCACCUUAUUCUCCCUGAAGCUCAAGUGGCUGGCCCUUGUGAUAGCUGGGAUUUCUCUCCAAGCCGCUAACCUGUAUGGUUAUAUCCUCUGUAAGAUGGGAGGUGAGAGUGACCUCAGCAAAGUCACAGCCAGUUUUCUGUCCCAGACGGUAUUCCAGACGGCUGGCCCGGGUGACUUCCAGAAGCCUGGCCUGGAGGGGCUGGAGAUUCACAAGCAUUAGGCUUCUCUUCUGAGCCUGCAGUGGCUGAAGCAAGAGGUUCUGUUCUUAAAUAAGCUUCAGCAGAGAAGAAUUCCCUGACCAAUAAGCCGUUGGUUUCCUGCCGGAAGUAGGCCUCAGGGGAGAGGCCCGAGACGUUUUUAUUCUUGCCUUUAUGUAUGCUGACAGUGUAUGAACACGACAAUUAAAGCGUCUCUGAAAAAGUGACUUCACGCCCUACCAGCGUCUGGUCCCUUUCUGCCCGUGUCCCCAGGCUGCUUGGGCCGGGCUGCGGGGUCGGCUCGUGUCCUGAACACUCUCAUGUUUCAGGAACUGAUGAGGUGCCCUUCUUCUGGCAGAUGGCGACCACAGAACUCCUGGAUUCCUGGAACAUGAGACAACAGAGAAGCGGUGAUGCGGUGCCCCUCUCUCAGGCAGCCCUGCCUGUGCUGGUGAGGGCUGAAGCCCUGCAUGGCUGAAUUCCCAAAACAGUCCUGUUUCUGCCAAUGCUGACUCCUCAAAAGUGCUUGUCCACGGUCCUAAGUGUGUGGCUGGAGAUCUUACAUGGGCCCAUUCCACAGAUCAAGAGCCUGGAAAUGCCAUUCCCCGCCCUGGAUGCCCUUCUCCUAGGUAAAAGGAAUGCGUGACAGCUUUAAUGACUGCCCCUGCCCAAGCUGCCUUAACGUCCAGGCCUCCACUGGCCACUCACCAGCACACUCAGGCUGCACAUGUGCUUUCUCCUCUCAAAAGCUUUCUCAUGGACACCUGGCUUCCUAGGCUGAGGGGUCAUCCCAGCCCUCACGAGCCCUACUGUCCCCACUCAAGGCUGAGUGGCAGUGACCCUAAUAACCCAUAAAUGGCUCUAAAUGGGAUGUUCACACCCAGCAGAGCACAGGAGUCAGGCACACACGUACUUUGAAUGAUACUUCUGUAGGCUAAAGUGGCUGGGGAAUCCGGAGCGUCAAUCAGAAAAGACUGUCCUUUAUCGCAACUCUUACCUUGAAGAGAAAUGAAAAGAAAAAAAUCCAUGAAGAAAACCGUGGCAAGGUGAACUGGAGGCCCUCUCGGGCCUGUGAUGUUAAGACCCUGAGCCCACCUCACUUGCAGUGGAGAGUAUAGCUGAGGAAACACACGAGAUGAAUGCGAGCAUAAGUACACAUGUGGAACGUGUGUAUUUACACUCCUCGGGGCUGCCCAGGCAGGUCCUCCUUGCCCCUCUUCCACUGCUCUGCCCACCCCCAAAACCUGGGCAGACCCCGUGCGCCUGCUCGGCACAACUGCAGAAGCAAGUCAGUGGCGCUGCUCCCCCACCUCAGCUGGGCCCUGCAAGGCCAGCUGCCCCAGGAGCCAGGGAAACUGAGGGAGGAAAGGAGUCAGGAGGAGGAGCUGGCAGAGCUGGAGUCCAGAUGAACCCGAGCCACCCUGGGAAUGUGCUGGACCAGGUCCGGAAGUCCUAGGUCCCAGAAGAGUCACAUACUAGCCACUGGGUACAAUUUUCACAGUGUUCAAGUCUUCCCUGCCCCGGGGGACCCUCCCCCUCCCCGUUUUAAUAAAACUUCCAUCCCUCUCA
Messenger RNA from Canis lupus familiaris (dog), 2325 nucleotides. RefSeq names its product trans-golgi network vesicle protein 23 homolog A (gene TVP23A). Lineage: Eukaryota; Metazoa; Chordata; Mammalia; Carnivora; Canidae. Gene Ontology annotation, biological process: protein secretion; vesicle-mediated transport. The coding region runs from base 138 to 779 and encodes 213 amino acids. The transcript is spliced from 8 exons. The record is from RefSeq and is a predicted model, not a curated record. Gene Ontology annotation, cellular component: Golgi membrane.